GAUCUUUUUCAUUCGUUGAGAAAUGUCUGCUCCGGUUGGUAAUCAAGGAGUUUAUACUAGAAAGAUGGCCCGAGCUCAGACCAACCCACUGAAGAAACGAACAAAAUCAUUUGCUUUCAGGAGGUUUAACUGUGGUCUGAGCUCGUCUUCACCUGGUCCAACCACUGCCUCAACUACACCUACUCCCGCAAUAACAAUUGCCCAUCUGGAGCCUGCCCCGGAACCUUUUAAGGUUGAAUCACCAGCUCAGGAAGCAGAGGAAGCACCUACAAAGGGAAAAGAUCCUGAGUGCCAAAAGGGCUCCCCUCUGUACUCAAAGCAUAUCAAAACUGAGGACCAUAAGUGCCAAAAGAGCUCCCCUUCACACACAAAGCCUACUAAAACUGAGGGGACCUCCGAUUAUAUGAGGGUCUCCCAGGAAAAGGGUGAUGAGCCUAAGUAUCUAGUCCCCCUCUUCGGAUCCUGUAAGAGAUCCAUCUCUCCAGAGGAUGCUGAAGAAGUAAACCAACUAAAACUAAAUCAGCUCUGGCAAAAAUCUGUCUCCUUAACCUUUAAUGCGGUUUACUGUCAGCACUUGGCAAAAAAUCGUUUGGACGAAGUGUUUGAUGAGAUGAAUAGGCUCAUUACUGUGUGAAAUACUCUCCGAGAACGUGUUGGUCAGUUGGAAAAGCUUUUUGAAUUUGAGACAAUUCAGGGUCGUGAAGAAAAGGCUCGAACGGAAUUGGAGAAAAUAAAGGCUGAGCAGGAGAAAAAACGAGCGGUCGAGGAGAGGGUUCAAGCAGACUCCCUUCUGGCUCAAGUUGAGGAGUCGAGGAAAGCACUUUCAGAAGAACUUCAAGUAACCAAGGCCGCCCUAGAGGAGGAGAAAUCCACCGUCUCUAAGUUUACUGCUGUGGUAACAUCUAAGGAGGCUGCUGCUACUAUAGAGGCCUUCAAGCAGUCUAAAGAUUUCCGCAACUUGAUGUUCGAACAGUUUGCCAGUGGGUAUGAUGAUUGCAGGGCAGUGAUACAGGAACACCAUCCUGGUCUGGACCUGAGUUGGAUGGACAUGAAAGAAGAAAAAGAUUGAGCAGCUUCCUUCUUGAGUGGUUUUUUUCUACAGUAGUGCCCACUUUGCCUUAGCUUGGAAAUGUAGUUCAGAAGCUUUCACUUGCUCAAAAUUUUGUAAUGAGUGUUUUUGUAACAUUUUGUUGUCUGCUCGAACUUCUUGUAAUCAAAACCUUUUAUAAUCUGCUUUUGUCAAUGAAGUAUAUCUUCUCAAACA
This is a messenger RNA of Prunus persica (peach), 1264 nucleotides long. RefSeq lists its product as uncharacterized. The record is from RefSeq and is a predicted model, not a curated record. The transcript is spliced from 2 exons. Bases 23 to 634 code for a protein of 203 amino acids. NCBI's taxonomy places the organism in Eukaryota, Viridiplantae, Streptophyta, Magnoliopsida, Rosales, Rosaceae.